Messenger RNA from Juglans microcarpa x Juglans regia, 837 nucleotides. Its product is annotated as agamous-like MADS-box protein AGL61. Gene Ontology annotation, molecular function: DNA-binding transcription factor activity, RNA polymerase II-specific; RNA polymerase II cis-regulatory region sequence-specific DNA binding; protein dimerization activity. The coding region runs from base 1 to 837 and encodes 278 amino acids. Gene Ontology annotation, biological process: regulation of transcription by RNA polymerase II. The record is from RefSeq and is a predicted model, not a curated record. Lineage: Eukaryota; Viridiplantae; Streptophyta; Magnoliopsida; Fagales; Juglandaceae. The transcript is spliced from 2 exons.
AUGGCCAUGGCUACCACAGAUCAGAAAAUCAAGAAAAUCACUCAAGGCCGACGGAAGAUUGAAAUAAAGCAACUGGAAAAUAAAAGCACCAAGCACGUCACAUUCUCCAAGCGGCGGGCAGGCCUCUUUAAGAAGGCGAGCGAGCUGUGCGUGUUGUGCGGCGUCAAUAUAGCCAUCAUAGCUUACUCUCCUGGAGAAAAGGCCUACUCCUUCAGCCACCCCAACGUCGACACGGUCCUCAACUCUUAUCUCACUGGAAACGCUCUCCCUGCAUACUCAGCAGUGAAUCCUUGGCCCGUGGAGGAGUUUAAUAAGAAGUACGCGGAGUCGCUCAAGGAGUUGGAGGACGAGAAGAAACGGUUGGCAGAUAUUGAUGAGGAUCUGACGUCGAAGAAGAAGAUGAGGAACAAUAUUGGGUUCUUGUGGGACGAACCGAUCGAUGGGAUGGGGAUAGAGGAGCUCGAGCAGUACUUGGCAGCCAUGAAAGAGAUGAGGGCAAAGUGCCAAAGGCAACAGAUCAGGUUAGGGGAUUAUCAUGAUCAUCAUGAGUAUGGUAAUUGUCUGAGUGGAAGCGGUACUGGAGAAGAUGUUGGUAGUACUAGUAGCGGUGGUUUUGGGCUAGGGAUCAAUAAUUAUCAGUUUGGUAAUCUGAGUAGUACUGGGGGUGAUAAUGGUGGUGAUUUUGGAGCAAGUUCUUGUACUGGUAUUGGGUUAGGGAAUUAUCAGUUUUGUAGUAAUUAUCUGAGUACUGCGCCCGGGAGUGGUGGCUAUGGUGUUGGUGAUUAUGAUCAUCAUCUCGGAACUAGUACUGCUGGUUAUGGAUUUGGAGUACAAUGA